Molecule: messenger RNA, 189 nt
Organism: Monoraphidium neglectum
Lineage: Eukaryota; Viridiplantae; Chlorophyta; Chlorophyceae; Sphaeropleales; Selenastraceae
Exons: 1
Source: RefSeq, a predicted model, not a curated record
AUGCUCACACCCCGCAGCGUCCCGCGCGAGGCCCCGCCCGGCGGCCCCGCCAAGUUUACCGCCAGCGACGCAGAGGACCUGCUGGCCGGCGUGCAGAGGGUGUUCGUGCUGCCGCCCAGCGCCACCGCGGACGCCGACGCGCCCGACGCCGGCGGCAGCGGCUCGGGAUCGGUCGCGGGAUCGGGCGGU